ACAGGAACCGGUCUUUGAUGAACCUUCCUUAUUUGGUGGGUUCAAUUGUGGUAUCAGUGCUGCUGUCUCUCGGCUGGACUGUGUCUCCCUUCGUAAUGGGACACCCCAAGUACCAGAUGGAGUUCAAUGGCUACUUCUGGUCCAUGGACUUCGCGGACAAACACCGACUCGGACGAGCCUAUAUCAUCCUGCUGCUGAUUUUCGAAUACUUGGUUCCGCUGCUCGCCAUAGUCGGCAUCUACGUGGCCAUCCUCCACCGCAUGAUCAGACAGAGCCGCCAGACUGCCUCGCUUCUCAAGACUCGCAAGAUCACUAUUGUCUGUGCUCUGUCCACUGGAGCUUUCAUAGCAGGCUGGACUCCCUAUGCUCUCCUCACUAUCAUCUCAUUCUUCGGCUACACCCCAGGACUGAACUUCGUGUUCGUUGCCAAUGCUGCUGCUAAGCUGUCUUGUGUCUACAAUUCCUCCAUGUUCUGGGCAUCAACGUACAUGGGACGAGCAAGAGAUAGUGGGGGCAAUAAGAAUAACAUGAAAACAUGCAAGGAUGAUUCUUCGGAUUGCAGCCGAAGAUCAAGCAGAGGCAGGAGCCUUCGGCAAUUCAGCAGCACUCCCCCAUCCGCCAUCUUCAAAGGCAACAGAACUGGAGAAACAGUCACCGACCACACCCAGAAACCCGACUAUAGUCAGGCUCCACCUGCCGGACACCGAGAUGUGAACCUAUUUCCUCCAAAAAAGUCACCGACACGACUUGAAGUGCGCAAAAGUAUACACCGAAGUGAACAUGUCGAUGAAAGUGUGACAUCGAAGAAGUUGAAUGAUGUUCAACUUAAAUUAGCAGAGCCGGAAAAAAUGGAAGUUGAACCGCAAUCCACGAAGAGACUUUCGGUUUUACCAGACGAUACACGCAGUUCCUGUUGCAGCUCCGUUUGAACUUCGCAUGAAAAGAAUUUUCUUGUGUUCUCUCCCAAUACAUCUUUUAACAUGCUCAAGUUUCAACUCAUAAUUAGGGGCCUGAACUAAUAAAUAACUUGCCUA
Messenger RNA from Symsagittifera roscoffensis, 1034 nucleotides. RefSeq lists its product as uncharacterized. The transcript has 5 exons. NCBI's taxonomy places the organism in Eukaryota, Metazoa, Xenacoelomorpha, Acoela, Convolutidae. Gene Ontology annotation, cellular component: plasma membrane. The record is from RefSeq and is a predicted model, not a curated record. Bases 18 to 929 code for a protein of 303 amino acids. Gene Ontology annotation, molecular function: G protein-coupled photoreceptor activity. Gene Ontology annotation, biological process: G protein-coupled receptor signaling pathway; phototransduction; cellular response to light stimulus.